AUGGUUUGGUCUUAUUUACCGUUGUUCUUCUCAAUCAUUUUUUUUCUCAUUUCUCUUUACGUUAAUUCAUUUGUUCAAGUUUUGGCCGAUCGAAAUUCUCCAUAUUGGAUACCAACAUUGCCUGAUAUUGGUCAUCGUUUAUUACCUUAUUGGACUUAUUUUUCAAUAAAUAAUUAUUAUCUUUUAGCAGCAUUUGUCUUAGUUCUUAUUCGUUAUAUAUUCCAACGUGAUAUCCGUUUAAUUGUUUUUCGUCGAUGGAUUUUUAUUCAAGCUGUUAUGUUUAUUAUGAGAAGUAUAUCAAUUUAUGUUACAUCAUUAAGCGUUCCAUUGCCUGGUUGUAAUACAACAGCUGUAGGUUCACCUCCUGUCGAAGCAUUUUAUAUAAUGUUUUUUAUACAUGCAACAUGUGGUGAUGUUCUUUUUUCUGGACAUACAGUUACAUUAACAUUAUGUGCUCUUGCUUGGACAACUUAUUCCAAAGGUGAAGAACAUUAUCCAAUACGUUGGUUAUGGAAUAGAUUCAAGAGUAAAACACAAGAAAUUAUUCCAGGUAGAUCUGGUUGGCUUUAUCCACAAUUGGAUUCAACAGGUGAUCCAUUAUCAUUUUAUUUAACAACAUAUCUUGUAUGGAUAUUUACAAUAAUCGGUUAUCUAUUUAUUAUUGCUACACGAUUUCAUUAUACAGUUGAUGUUUUUCUUGGUUUUCUUCUUUCACAUUUAACAUGGCAAACAUAUCAUUAUUAUAUAAAAAAUUUAGCAGAAAGACGAAAUAUUAUAAUCACUAGAUUUUUUCUUUGGUUUGAAGGAUAUGGACGACCACCAGCUAAUACAUCUGUUAGUUUACUUACUGGACCAACUUCGAUAAAUCCCGAACAACCGGGACAUAUUGAAACACAUAAUGAUGUUGUGAAUCCAAGUGGUGAUAGUUAUACUUAG
This is a messenger RNA of Rotaria sordida, 936 nucleotides long. The record is from the annotation of a GenBank genome assembly. NCBI's taxonomy places the organism in Eukaryota, Metazoa, Rotifera, Eurotatoria, Philodinida, Philodinidae.